GGCAUUCGCUCGAUGCUUACUGCACCUGAUUCUGCGUGUUUGCUCAUUCUUCAGUAGGUGACACUUCGUCUGUGUGUGUGUGACUGGGGACAUUUUUAAUGAUGAACCGGGUGGCGAUACAAAGAUGGAGCAUCAUGUGUAUGUCGCGUUAAAUUUAAGCUGUUUCUUUAGCUUCCGGUAGACUUUUGGUCCAUGGAGGAGGCUGCCGCUAAUCGAGGGAUUUCAUCGUUUAUGCUGUUGAUGUUGUGAUGUCACGAUGACCAAGGGUGACUUUCCCGAAGCUAACGCAGAACUUAAGAAAGAUGUGGCGUUAAGAAGGCUUCAGGAAACUCAGCCCCAGAUGGGAAGCUAUACUUCUGAGUCAAAUUUUCAGUGUGCAAAAGGUUCACAAAGGUGACAUUUGACAUUCAGUUUUUUAAAACUGUAAUUAAUGGCAUGGAAAGCUUGAGAGGUAUACAUGCCUGAGUGAAAAUGUAUGUACAUGAUCAUAUAUAAAGAGGCAAUUGCAAAGCGUCUUGUAAGGUUGUUCAUAAGAUUUGGUUCAUUUUCACGGUAAAAUGGGACAUUAUACUAAACCUGCUCUUCCUGAAGUGUUUGGUUGGAAUAUUGGUUUGUAAUAAUAGUGUAAAUUUGUUUUCUUACUUUCAAAGGCAUUUUUCUCAAGCUAAAUGGUUCCCACCUGCCAAACUUCAGACAUGUUCAUGAAACGUAUAUGAAUGGCUGUAUUUAUGUUAAGAAAAAUGCUAAAAUGGGAAGGUGGUGUGCCAGCAUGGUGCCUCAGUAGAUCUCCCUGUCGCCUCACACCUCCAGGAUUCAAAUCAAAUCUGCCUCCCCUGUAUCUGGCUGUGCGUGAGUUUGCUGAGUUUGUAUAUGCCUGUGUAUGUCUGUGUAUGCCUGUGUAUGCCUGUGUAUGGCUGUGGAUGCCUGUGUAUGCCUGUAUAUGGCUGUGUAUACCUAUGUAUGCCUGUAUAUGCCUGUGUAAGCCUAUGUAUUCCUGUGUAUACCUACGUAUGCCUACGUAUCCCUGUGUAUGCCUGUAGAUGCCUGUGUAUGCCUGUAGAUGCCUGUGUAUGCCUGUGUAAGCCUAUGUAUGCCUGUGGAUGCCUGUGUAUGCCUACGUAUGCCUACGUAUCCCUGUGUAUGCCUAUGUAUGCUUGUGGAUGCCUGUGUAUGGCUGUGUAUGCCUGUGUAUGGCUGUGGAUGCCUGUGUAUGCCUGUGUAUGCCUGUAUAUGACUGUGUAUACCUAUGUAUGCCUGUGUAUGCCUGUGUAAGCCUAUGUAUGCCUGUGUAUGCCUACGUAUGCCUACGUAUCCCUGUGUAUGCCUAUGUAUGCUUGUGGAUGCCUGUGUAUGGCUGUAUAUGCCUGUGUAUGGCUAUGGAUGCCUGUGUAUGCCUAUGUAUGCCUGUGGAUGCCUGUGUAUGCCUAAGUAUGCCUGUGCAUGCCUACGUAUGCCUGUGCAUGCCUAUGUAUGCCUGUGUAUGCCUAUGUAUGCCUUUUCCCUGUGAUGGAGUGGCAUCCUGUCUGGGGGGGGUUCAUUGCUCCCUGUGACGGCCUUCCUCCAUUCCCCUUAUGACCCUGACCAGCAAAAGCAGCUGGAUUGAUUUAUGGAAGCUACAGGUCCAGCCUGGGAAGGAGGAGACCAUCUCACCAGAGAAUAGCGAAACCAUUCCCAAGUUCUACUUCCCUGGAGGGAAGCCCAAAGGGAACCUCAACAUCAACGCUCACAUAAUCAGAAUCCAGAAAAUAUUUUCACAGUUCCCUAAUGAAAAAGCAUCUAUUGAGGACAUGGGAAAGGUAGCCAAGGCCUGUGAGUGUCCUCUGUACUGGAAAACCCCAUUGUUCCAUUCCACUGGAGGAGACAAGACGGGGUUUGUGUCUGUUCACAACUUCACUGCAAUGUGGAUAAAAAUGUUACAGACCUGCCAUGAUGAUGCAUCCAAGUUUGUUCACCUUCUGGCCAAGCCUGGCCGUUGCUAUUUGGAACAAGAGGACUUCAUCCCAUUUCUGCAGUGUCUUGCAUUGCAGGACGUGGUGAACUCACAUGCCAGUCUGGCAUUUUUAAAGAAAGCGUCUGAUUUCCACUCUCGGUACAUUACCACGGUAAUCCAAAGAAUAUUUUACAAUGUAAAUCGAUCUUGGACAGGAAGGAUUUCAAGUUCAGAGCUCAGGAGGAGCAAUUUUUUGGAGAACGUGGCCUUGCUCGAAGAAGAGACCGAUGUCAACCAGCUGACUGACUACUUCUCCUAUGAACAUUUUUAUGUCAUUUACUGCAAGUUCUGGGAGCUUGACACAGACCACGAUCUCUACAUAAGCCAAAGUGAACUGGCUCAGCACAGCCACCAAGUCUCCCGUAAAAUAAUUGAGAGAAUAUUCUCUGGGACUGUAACCAGGAACAAGAGGACAUCCAAAGAUGGAAGGAUGAGUUAUGCAGACUUUGUCUGGUUCCUCAUAUCGGAAGAGGACAAGAAAACUUCUACCAGCAUAGAAUACUGGUUCCGCUGCAUGGACCUGGAUGGCGAUGGGGUCUUGUCCAUGUAUGAGUUGGAAUACUUCUACCAGGAGCAGUGCCACAAGUUGGAGAGUAUGUCAAUAGAGCCUCUCCCUUUUGAGGACUGUCUCUGCCAGAUGCUGGACCUUGUCAAUCCCCAGACCCAAGGAAAGAUCACCCUUUGUGACCUAAAAAGGUGCAAGAUGUCCCAUGUCUUCUUUGACACUUUCUUCAACAUUGAGAAGUACUUGGAGCAUGAACAGAGGGAUCCCUUCUCAGGACUGAGGGACCAGAGCAAUCCUUACGCAUCAGAUUGGGAGAAGUAUGCUUCUGAAGAAUAUGACGUCCUGCUGGCAGAGGAAAUGGCCAACGAGCAGGAAGAUAACGGGUAUGAAAAUACUCAUAACCCAGUAAACCACCGCAUGUUGGGUGAGUUUAGCCUGCGGACAGGAAAAACACACCUGUUUGAGCUACCCGACCCCCAGUACACACUGGACAUGUACGAGUAUGACUAUGAAGAUGAUUUCGAAUGCCGUUUCCCAAUGUAGCUUCUGACGAUGAGCAGAAGGAUCUCUGGAUCAAUGAUACGAUGACUGGAUUUGUUGCUAUGGAAAUCUGUUGCACUGAACCAUGGGACCAAGAAGCAUUUUCUCUGAGGAGCCACGUGUUGUAGGAGCAGAAAAGGUCUUGUACAAUAGAUAGUGCUGAUGUAAGUCAACGUGAACGUCCAUGUGUUCAACCGCCACAAAUUUACAGGAGAGAUUAGCUAUGGUCAUUCCUUAGCAUGGUUAUUGUAGCAUACGAAAUGCUGUACCAUUUAUACAGAACAAUAUUUUACUUACUAAAAUGCACCUCUGUGUGUGGAAGUUAUUGACCUGCUAAUGAAAAACUAUAUUUGAAUUUUUAACGUUAUAAUAUUAACAUAAUAUUCCAGUGGCAAUAUGCAUGAAAAUAAUUUAAAAAGAGUAAAGGUCUCUUUGGUAAAUGUUCCUUUAAAAAUGUGGUGCCUUACAGAUUAAUUGUCAAAGGUGAAUAUUUUCCCAUAAUUAUUUUUUACAACUUCUUUUUAUUUCUUGAAAUAUUAUCAUAGACAUUCAUAAAAGAAGCACCGGUUACAUUCCUGCACUUUUGCAAAUCAUUCUGCAAUAUUUUGUCAUUUUAUAUCUGUAAAUUUUUAAUUUUAUCUUCUUUAAGAGAAGUAUAGAUUUUAAAAUUUUAUAUAGAUCAUUUUAUUCUAUGCCAACCAGAGGCCUAUAUGAGAAAAUAAUAAAAACAGUGACAUUUCAAGUAAAUAUUUAAAACUAUAUAAUAUUUGUAGACUGUGUAGGGUUUGAAAUCCAGCAGAAUUGACCUGAUGAGAGGUUCUGACCUGAAGCUGGUCUGAUUCAGUAUUAGUGAUAUUGGGUGAAGGGCCUGUUUGGUCAGUAGUUCUCACAUUCUCCUCAUACUGUGUAUUUAUAAGCGUUUCCUGUAUAAAACGGUUUACACAGCAACACAGCUAAUGCCCGUACCAACAAAAUAACACUGCGUGCAGUCAGAUUAUCCUUAAUCCACUGCAUUUGUCUGGUGAUUUAGACCCACAGAACCCUUAAUGACAGUUAAUAGUUUGCAGGUCAAACACACAGCCAGCAUUUGACAGCCCAUAGAUUGUUGGAUUUUAAACAUUAAUCAUUUUCAUGACAGCGCACCUGUGAAUCGGCAAGCUACUGUAAGCUACAGGACUAGUAUUUGUCAAGAUAAAUAUGAACUUUGAGGUAUUUACACAUCUCAUAAGCACAUACGGGACAUACCGUUUUCAUUCUGCCCUUUUUAUCAACAAGAGCCGAGUCUUAUUUGCAUUCCAAAAACGUUUUACUCCUACAUAAUGACCUCAUGAACUGAGAUACUUUGUGCGACUCUACUCUUAAUAUCCACAAACAUGCAUCCGAUUCUUCGUACAAGUUAUGUAAGUAACUGGAAAUUAUUUUAAA
Molecule: messenger RNA, 4460 nt
Organism: Brienomyrus brachyistius
Lineage: Eukaryota; Metazoa; Chordata; Actinopteri; Osteoglossiformes; Mormyridae
Product: serine/threonine-protein phosphatase 2A regulatory subunit B'' subunit beta-like
Exons: 13
Coding region: 1572-3038 (488 amino acids)
Biological process (GO): protein dephosphorylation
Cellular component (GO): protein phosphatase type 2A complex
Molecular function (GO): protein phosphatase regulator activity; calcium ion binding
Source: RefSeq, a predicted model, not a curated record